Molecule: messenger RNA, 615 nt
Organism: Parnassius mnemosyne (clouded apollo)
Lineage: Eukaryota; Metazoa; Arthropoda; Insecta; Lepidoptera; Papilionidae
Source: the annotation of a GenBank genome assembly
AUGAGCAGAUGCGACUUUAAAAUUGUUUUAUUAGGUAGUGAGCAUGUUGGCAAAACAAGUCUUGUGCUGCGAUUUGUUAAUUGCAGAUUCAACGCAGGCACUCCAUAUCAAAACACCAUUGGUGCAGCUUUCUGCGCUAAAACCAUGCACUCCAAUGGAAAGGAUUUCAAUAUUGGCAUUUGGGAUACAGCAGGCAGUGAGAGAUAUCAAGCAAUGACAAAGAUGUAUUAUAGAGGAGCCCACGCCGCUAUAAUAUGCUACGAGCCGUCUUGUCUUGCCUCGUGGACACGGUUGAGGCAUUGGCUCCAAGAACUGAGGACUGUGGAAGAGGACUGCAAAGUCUACCUCUGCGCCACCAAAAAGGACCUUCUCGACUCUGGCGCUGUCGUCCGGGAGGUCCCGGAGGAUAUUGUGGCCACGUACUCCCAAGGCCUGAGUGGGCAUUUUAUGACGUCCAGCAAAACCGGCGAGAAUGUCGAGGAACUAUUUCAGAAGAUUGUGGACGACUGCGCAGCGGACGUGUCUGUCAUGAAGAACGUAGAAGAGAUGCGAGUGCAGCUUGCCAAAGAAGAAGCGGCAUUUAAAGCUAAGAGCAAAGACUACUGUUUCUGCUGA